Ooceraea biroi (clonal raider ant) is the source of this 6414-nucleotide messenger RNA. RefSeq names its product ras-related protein Rap-2c. Gene Ontology annotation, cellular component: membrane. The record is from RefSeq and is a predicted model, not a curated record. Gene Ontology annotation, molecular function: GTPase activity; GTP binding. Lineage: Eukaryota; Metazoa; Arthropoda; Insecta; Hymenoptera; Formicidae. Gene Ontology annotation, biological process: signal transduction.
GGAGGUACGGAGGUAGACGGCAGGCUGUGACUGGCUGCGACGGGCGGGCACGGGCACGGACGGGAGUCUGUGUACUCUUUGGUGUGCUCGCGCAUAGAGCGUGCGGAUAGUUCAUGUCGUCAUGUCCUGGCUUGCCGUCAGCUUCGCCGUAAUAUCGUGGCAGCCGUGCAACGGGACGGUGCGAGCCGAUUGCCGAUUCGCGUGAUCCCUGCCUCCGUCGUAGUCUCGCGGUACACGGCCCGUGAAUACUCGCGAGAUCGUCGUCGAUGCCUUUGUUCGCGAUCAUCGGGUGGACGAGUGCGGACUGUCGCGGAUUGUCGUGACGAGGCGAGCGAAGAGGCGAAGCAGGAAGACGAGGACGAAAGAGGCGCCUCGUUUGCUUAGCCUAGGCCUUAGUUGAGCAGCCAGAGUGUGUAUUCGCACGAGAGGGAGAAGGUGCAAUACUCUUCCUCUCUCCUCCUUUAUCUCUCUCUGCCCGAGUCUCUCUCUCGCGCUCGCUCUCUCCUAUCUCGUUUCUGCCUCCGUCUCUCUCUCUCUCUCUCUCUCUCUUGGGUGAAACGGCACUCCACACCCCGGCGCGGUCCUGGACACGUCUAGGAAGAGGAGGAGACGCAGAAGGAGGCGCGGAGGAGCCGACGACGACGACGAGAUGCGCGAGUUCAAGGUGGUGGUCCUCGGCUCGGGCGGGGUGGGCAAGAGCGCGCUCACCGUGCAAUUCGUGUCCGGCUGCUUCAUGGAGAAGUACGAUCCGACGAUCGAGGACUUCUACCGCAAGGAGAUCGAGGUGGACAAUUCGCCGUGCGUGCUCGAGAUCCUCGACACCGCCGGCACCGAGCAGUUCGCGUCGAUGCGCGACCUCUACAUCAAGAACGGCCAGGGCUUCGUCGUCGUCUACAGCUUGACGAAUCACCAGACCUUCCAGGACAUCAAGGCGAUGAAGGAGCUGAUCACGCGCGUCAAGGGCACGGAACGCGUGCCGGUGCUGCUCGUGGCGAACAAGCUCGACCUCGAGCAUCAGCGGGAGGUCGGCACCGAGGAGGGCCAUCAGCUCGCGCAGCUCUGGGGCUGCCCGUUCGUCGAGGCCUCCGCCAAGAAUCGCACCAACGUCAACGAGAUGUUCGCCGAGAUCGUGCGCGAGAUGAACUUCAGCCCGGAGAAGGAGAAGAAGACCUACUGCUGUUGCACCAUCCUCUAAUACUUAAUCAAAACUUUGGCGCGCGCUGCUCCAGCACGGAGGAUCGUCGACUCGCGGACUGAACUGGAUGAAGGAAGACACGCGAUGUGUACAGUGCUCCGGGGAGAACUACGUCGAGCUUUCUCGCCGGUGUGUCUCCUCUUCGUCCCAGGGUGCCCUCCACGUCUCUUUCCAGACCCUGGAGCGUGCUAAAGAAAAAUACACAGUGUACAGUGUGGCUUCCGGGAAGAUAUCGUCAGCGUGUCUCGUUAGCCUUCUCUCAGAGAACCUUCUUCCCGUGGAGGUUCCCUUCCCUUUGGAUCUUGGAACGUGCUGUGCACCUGCCAAGGUUAACCCACGAAAUCGAAUCUACGUCGGACGCUCUAUGAAUUUUCCAACGGAGGGAAUCGCGGUUCUCCCUUUUCGAAUUCCCGGAAGACCGUCCUGCAAACGGCGGCCGUUAUAUACAGAUAUUUUAUUAUACGCGAAUAGUAUUAUCUAUGUAAUAUUAUAAUGUAUAUACAUAUAAAUAUAUAUAUAUAUUAUAUAGAUAGGCUUAAGGGAGAAAAAGGAGCGAGCGAAAGGUAGCUUUUCCUCGGCAAAAGGACCAAUACUCCGCUCGUGAGAAGGAAGAAGGUGUCGGAAAACAGCCCAGGUGUGCGAAACCAAAUUCGAUAUCGACCUUCUGCUCAACUUCAGACAGAAUCGUCACACGCAAGUUCGCGAACCGAGUUACCGCAGGCUAGGUGCUGCGCUGAAGAAGGAUUACUCGCAGACCUUGAGGGAAUCACUGUGAUGGUCGAUCCACUCUAUGGCAUGGUGAUAGAGAUUCGAUACUGAAAGAGAUUAAUCGAGUUUCAGUGACGAGGUUCAGUCCACUUUAUCACAUGCAUUUUGCACGUAACUGCAAAAGUACGUUACGUUACAAGUCCAUCUGCCUUGAGCAAGGGACAAAAGUGAUUCGGUUUCGAGAGUACUCUUCUCUGUGCAAUCAUUCUGUGUUAACUUAAGCUAAGGAGGCUUAACGAGCGAGAUAUCGUAUAAAUCGUUGUUUUUAUACGAGACGUUAGUGACAUUGCUAUCCAGGGUGUUUCAUCUAAUUUAAUAGUCCGAUUUAUCUCUAUUGUUUGUAAGAAUGUAGACAAGUAUUUCGCGAAUAGGACAUUCGAUUCAGUAAACGAUAAUUAUAAUUUUUCUCAGAUUAAAAAAAUAUUUGUUUCUUCAAAACAGAAGUUUUGUGUAAGAUAAUUCAAAAUAUCUUGGAUAAUCAAAAGAAUUAGAUGAGACAACCCUGUACCGACUGUACAGUCCUAACAUUGAGAUAUUUUAUUGUGCGCAAGGAAAAAGCACUGAGAAUGAGGUUUUAUACGCGACACCUUAACGAUUAACAGAUAAUUCAAUUGUGAGAUUUCUUGUGAUCUGUUAUAUAGCGAAUCUUCUAAUAUCUUAUUUCCAUUUUGCUUUAACGUUUCAAGAUGUUUGGCAUAGCAUAAUACUGUAUCGGCAAACCGUAAUGCGGGAGAGAUGAACCAACUAAUGUCGCAGUGUGAUUAUAAAGAAGAAUCUUAAAAAAACUAAAGGCCAAAGCUGAAGGCGGCUGGCUUCAGUUUAUUAAAAAUCUAACGUCACCGGCUAUUAUUAUCACGCAAUUAUGUGGGAAUAUUAAGAGAGAAACAUUUCGUAAAACUAGUUAACAUAAUAACGUCAAUCUAAACUUGUAAUUUGUAAGCUUUGUACGGUAAAAAAAAACAUUUGUACUACGUAGGCCGCAAGACUGCACACGCGAUUACUAUGGGAUUGAUGACCUUUUAACAUGAGUGAUUUUACACACCAAUGAGAAGAGGGAGAGCACAAUAGUUUAUCUAUAGAAUUAAAAAUCUCUUGGAAAGGUUCGUAAUUUUGCAUUAAUAUUUUCACUAUUCAUAUCAAAUCAUUUGUACACUAUUGUUUAUCACUGAUAAUAACGACACCAAUACAAAAAGUGUCUUAAUUGCAAAACUAUAUAUUUUAUUCUUACAAAAUUUCCUUGUCCAGAAUCGUUAAAAUCGAUGAAUACAAGAAGAAGACUGCAAUGGUUCUCGCAUGUAACUUGUAAGAUUGAUCGAAUGUUAUUAUUUAAAAAAAACUUACGUUGCAACACGAAGGCACAAAACAUGGAUCUAUUUUACAAGUUAACUGUGCUAACAACGGAUAACUCGUAUAAUUUUUCUUGUACGAUCAAAAUCGCAUUAUCCGAUGUUAAAUAUCGCUUAUCGGUGAGCUGAUGAGCGUAACAUAGUCAUGACACGCUAUUCAGUUUGUACACUCCAUUUAAUCCUUGAAUGCACAAAGAACAUUUCUAUUGUACUGUACUGUUUUUUAUGAUAUUCCCUUUGAGAUUGUGUCUUCCUUUUCUGGAAUUUUUCAAGUAAUUUCUCUACAAUAUCUAUUUGAAUUUGUCUCUCAAUAUUGCUACUUAGAUUUCUACAAAUUUUUGUUAUCAGGCAUCCAAGGAUUGAAUGCAAAGCUCACUCAAACCUCUAGUAUGCUUUUACCGAUUUUAUAAAAUAUUGUCUCGCUUCUGUGUGUGACAAGAGAGAUGUAUUUAUAAUUUGUAUAGUCUGUAUACACACUAACUCGGUAAGGUAUUAACGCAUGUAUUGUUUGAGUCGUAUACGUGCGAUACUGUUUCUCAACUCUCAAAGGAAAUCGCGGGAAGUAAGAGUUAAAAGAAGUGAAAAAGGACGAACUGAUGUAUAGUAUUUCUACGAUAGUAAUUAGAUUGAUCUUAAAUACUGGGAAGAGGUAUCGUUCGCAUACUUGAAACGGUGUGCGUCCGUGUGUGUGUGGGUGUCUGUGUGUGCGUGUAAUUUGGAAUAUCACUGUCGGUGCACUUUCUCCGAAUGGUGCUCUGUACUAUUUUUCGGCUCUCGUGUCAGAAAGAAAGAAAAACAAAAAAAUCGACGUGACGCCGCGACGGAAACUGCGGUCGCGAGUAAUCUCGCGGUUUGCGGGCGAACAACGGGCGAACGAGAGAAUAGGCGGAACAUUUCGUACACUGCUAUUUCGUCACGUUCUCGCGGAAAAUUCUUAGUCUCGCUGUGAUCCCGUAGUCGUAACUCCGCAUCUUUUCCAUGUCGUGUUACAAUAAACGCGGAGCCAUUCCCCAGCUUCGAUCGAAGGGCCUCUUUAUAAAGCGUUUUUAAUUGUCAUCACCCGACUCCUGUCGACACUGCUUGCGUUUCUCGCUCUAUUUUACACACACGUGUUACGUCACACACGUUUACACACACACAUACACACACGUGUGUGAAAUCCGGAUCACAAAGGACGCGCAAGGCCGUCGUCCGCCUAGAUAGCUCACUAGGUAUUUGAUAUACUCGAAAAAUCUAUUUAUAUAUUUGUACAAGGAGAGAGAGAACCGUGCCACGUGCGUAUCUCUCGCGCGUCCAAUUCUCGGAUACUGCACGCGCUAUUUUUCUAAGCGGCGUCCGGAGAUUUUUAUCACACGGUUGAUCUUCGAUAAGGAGCAUUCUAACGAUAAUGAAAUAUUAAUUUUUAUUUGGUGAGCUAUUGCCGGCGGAGGAGAGCGUCGAGAAAAGAAAAUUGCGCCGUGUCUGGGGUUGGCCAGCAUAUCAUGUAUCUAAGGACCAGAAUUAUUUCUCUCUCUUUGGCCCCCUUCACUUUUACUUGUACAAUCGGCGAAUUAGUUAUCCCUCUCCGUGUCUCGAAUAAAAAAAAAAAGGAAAGGAUGUAUCGUGUGUGCAUAUUGUAACGAUUUGCAUGCAUUGGAGGUAUGUGCGCAUUUGUUAUGUAACCGGGUCGCGUAUAUUGAUUAAUAAUUGGAGAAAAGAAAAACGGAAAAAAAGAGCAAGAAAAACACCACGAUUUAGAUAUGUGUAUAUCGGCCUUUCAGUACUACUCUACCUGCGUAUCUGAUAUAUUGAGUACGAAAUACGUUAUAUAUUUUUUACAAUGUGAAGAAUCUGUAAAUAUAUAGCGAGUCGAAGUAUAUAUAUAAUAAAAGGUAAUUAUCUUGAAACUCUGACGAGAUGGAAUAUUUCAAAGUGAAUAUCUUACGACGAAAGAAAAAAAAUGUGCAUUGCGUAAUAGACCAAAUGCAGUUUCUUUCUUUCAUGCGCACGGUUGUGCAAGAUAUUUUACAAUAGUAUAAUUAUAUGUGGAACGACGUCAUAUGGGCAGACGAAACUAGAAUGCUGGAAUUGACGAAGUUGAAGUCCUUUUACACUGAGAAGUUCGAUUUAUUAUUCUUUUCUUUUUCUCAAAUGAGCCGCCGAUAAUUGUUCGAAAAUGUUUUCGAGUCGUCUAGUAUUAUCUUCUCGCGACGUUUUCGCGUAAAGUAGUCGUUAUCUUAAAAUAGUUUUAAUGAAACAUUAUUUCAGGAUAUUUUAUUUGAGGAACAUUAAAUAUACAUUUACACACAAUUCUUUUGUUCGGAUGACUAAGUAAUCGAGCAAUUUAUCGUACUUUUAUCGUGAAGUACCAGCAUGAGAAUCUAGUCAUGAUGAUAUAAGUCGUGGUAUUCGCAAGUCACAGUUGCAUUUGCCGUUGCAUUCUUGAGAUAUUUCUUCCGCGAGGAACGAUUACCAUAAAAUUUUUACAUUUUUUUUUAUUUCAUUGUAACGAAUAAUUUUUUUUUUAUUAUUCAAAGGUAUUUUCCUCGCUGUUUGUAAGUAUCGAAGAUGUUGACCCCAAAGCUCUGCCCAUCUGAUACAUGCAAUAUCUAAAAAAAGGAUAAUUAGGUUUUAAUUUUAAGAGAUCUUUUAGACCGUUUAGACUGGUGCACAUUUUUUCUUUAUUCGCACAAUUCUCUUUUGUUUUUUUUCCUACUUACUAACCAUUGUAACAAUGGCAUUUGGCACUAUCGCACAAAUAUAGCAUUAGAAUUUUGAGACCGAUUGGACAUAAACUUGUGACGAGAAAAUCUAGGUGUAUAUUUUUUAGGACUAACGAUUUCGCUAUUUUAAGCCAUUAUUGCUUGAAAUAACGAUCUUAACGAAAUCGUGUUGAAUUUUAAAUUGUUUAUAGAGAAAUCGGUUUAUGUUACUAAGUUUUAAGUGCAGGUCGUAUGCAGCAUAAUAAUAUUAUCGUUGUAAAGAUGUCGAACUUGUUAGGUGAUUAAUCAUAAUUCAGUUUGUACGAUGAUGUCGAUGAUAAAAAAAACUUAAUGUUUGUGAUUAAGGAGAAAGACUAAGGUAAUGAUCGUAUAUACGUUUCAAAUAAAAUCCUUUUAUAUUUCA